UCUCUCACCUCUCUCUCUUCACUUUCUAACAAUUUUCAAAGAAGCUUCAUAAUCUCUAUAUAUAUUCAUUCAGCAACAAGAAACUAAUACAAGCCAUUAAACAUAGUAUAGACAAAACACAGAGAGCUCCCUUCAGUUGCAGAUGAAACCAAUGAGAUUUUCUUGGAAGAAUAUAUGUCUUCCCAUAAGCUGCAUCAGUAACACAAACCAGAAGACUGCAACAAACCCAUCAAAGGAAAGACUUCUUCUGCUCUCCAGACAAACCUCUGUUCCAAGCAAAGUCUACAUGUCGGAUUUCAGCAAUUCAACCAUCUCACUCAACGACUUCUCAAACUCUUUCCUCAUAAACAUUCACAUCUUCUCCUACGAAGAGCUCAAAACGAUCACACAAGGCUUCUCAAAGUAUAAUUACCUCGGUGAAGGAGGAUUCGGGGAAGUCUACAAAGGUUUCGUUGAUGAUACCCUCAAGACUGGUUUGAAAGCUCAGCCUGUUGCUGUUAAGGCCUUGAAACGAGAAGGUGGACAAGGACAUAGAGAGUGGUUGGCUGAAGUUAUAAUCCUUGGUCAGUUGAAGCAUCCCCAUCUGGUGAGAUUGGUCGGGUACUGCUGUGAGGAUGAUCACAGGCUUCUUGUCUACGAAUACAUGGAACGAGGCAAUCUGGAAGAACAUUUAUUUCAAAAGUAUGGUGGAGCCUUGCCUUGGUUAACAAGAGUGAAGAUUCUACUUGGUGCUGCGAAAGGCCUUGAGUUCCUUCACAAACAAGAGAAACCUGUCAUAUACAGAGAUUUUAAGCCUUCCAACAUCCUCUUGAGCUCGGACUUCAGCUCUAAGCUUUCAGAUUUCGGCUUAGCCACAGAUGGAUCAGAGGAAGGAGACUCAAGCUUUACCAAAAGUGUAAUGGGCACAGAAGGCUAUGCAGCUCCGGAAUACAUCUCAGCAGGUCAUUUGACAACAAUGAGCGACGUGUUCAGUUUCGGGGUGGUGCUUUUAGAGAUGCUAACUGCUAGAAACGCAGUUGAGAAGUACCGGGCAAAGAGAGGGAGGAACCUAGUGGAAUGGGCAAGGCCCAUGUUAAAGGAUCCCAACAAGCUUGAACGGAUCAUAGACCCGAGUCUCGAAGGGAAAUACUCAGUUGAAGGCAUCAGGAAGGUAGCGGUUUUAACUUACCAAUGCCUGAGCCACAAUCCUAAGUCACGACCCACUAUGACCACUGCUGUCAAGACCCUACAGCCUAUCUUAGACCUCAAAGACAUCCAAAACGGACCGUUUGUGUACAUAGUUCCAGUGGCAGGUUCAAACGAAGUUCAUGACAUCAAAUGUAAAGAUGAUGUCAAAGUCGUAAAAGAGGAAACAGAGAAGGAGAUAAAAGUCUGUCCACGACGUCAAGCAGGUCGAAAGAACAGACGUAAACACAAGGCAAUGAGGUCUCGUGCAGUAUAUUCAGACACUGCUCUGUACAAGAGUCUAGGAACCAGUUUGUAUACCCCGGCCAACUAAAUUGGUGAACAAAAUACAAAAUUAUUUAAUUUUUAUACAGGUAUAGAUAUUAGGAUACGUUAGUAUACAGGGAAAAUACCAAAAAGGUUGUGUUAGAUAAAUGAAAAUACCAUAAGGUUUCAUGAAAUUCUGCAAAUGUUGUGAUAGAAACAUAGCUUAAAAAGUGAGCUAAAUAGAUAUUUAGCAGUCAUUUUUCAAUUUUGUAACCUCAGAUGUAUAAGUCUGAAUUGUAUGCGUGUU
Molecule: messenger RNA, 1738 nt
Organism: Capsella rubella
Lineage: Eukaryota; Viridiplantae; Streptophyta; Magnoliopsida; Brassicales; Brassicaceae
Product: putative receptor-like protein kinase At1g72540
Exons: 5
Coding region: 143-1498 (451 amino acids)
Biological process (GO): protein phosphorylation
Molecular function (GO): ATP binding; protein kinase activity
Source: RefSeq, a predicted model, not a curated record